This is a messenger RNA of Podarcis lilfordi (Lilford's wall lizard), 36042 nucleotides long. The record is from the annotation of a GenBank genome assembly. NCBI's taxonomy places the organism in Eukaryota, Metazoa, Chordata, Lepidosauria, Squamata, Lacertidae.
CUCGCUUUUCGCUGUUUAGGUUAGGCGUGCUGUGUGUUCCCCGGAGGGGACGAGAGAGGGAUCAUUCCUGUCGCCAGAGCCGCGGAGAGAGAGGGAUGCUGCGCGUCCGGUGCUUGCGAGGAGGGAGCCGGGGAGCCGAAGCCGUGCAUUACAUCGGGUCCAGGGUAGGUGCGGAGACCCCGGUGCGCGCGAUCUUAAACCCAGAAUGACCUGGGCGCUCGGAUGGCUCGCUCUGGGCAAGGGGAGGAAAGAAAAGUUCUCCAAGGAUCGAGGCCGUGCGCUCUAUUUAUAUGGGUGCAACUGUAACAAAAGUAUAUUUUAAAAUAGUUUUUUCUUUAAAAACAACCCCGUCUCACUUUGCGCCAUGAAAACAUGCUAGAAUUUGGAAUGAAAAGGUUUCUGUCCUUUGGGACGGUUUUUAAAAAUUAACAUUCGACUACUUUCUAGGCAAGCCAAGCCCCCUAAACAGUAUUUUAAACCAGAACUUAAUUUGGGAGGAAGAAGGACAUGAUUGCGGGGAAGUGAAUCUGUGCAUGUGCAGAGUGCAUUCCUCUCGCCGCUGGACGCUGCUUGCUCAUCAGAGCAGGACUUACGGAGUAAGAGCGUGACUUUGCUGAGGCUUGGAGACGCUCUUUUCUUCUCCUUUUCGGAAAGGGGCCGGGCUAUGAUUAACAGCUUCUCUUAAUUCUUCUUUCUAGGGACUGGAAGGAGUGUGCGUGUCUUGAGAGAAAAGUGGAAUCUGGCAAAAAGUCAGGACUGAAUGUUUGGAAUUUCCAACGCAAGCACAUUCUUGCUUUUGAAAUUUGCAUUGGAGAGCUACCCUUGCUGAAUAUGAAUUUUUAAGACCAUAUAUUUAACUUUCAGGUUUAAAUGCCUUAAAAAACCCCAAGGCAAUGCUUCCAUUUUUAUAGAACUAUUUCCAUAACUCAACUUCUCCAACAUUCCAUAAUUUGGGUGUGUGUGUGUGAAUGGUUUAAAUUAAAAUAUUGCUUACAAGUUUGGGAAGCAAAUCCAAAUUCACUUGAAACUCUUCCCCUCCCCCGUCCCAUUGUCCAAAUUGCUUCCAGCUAUUAAUUUACUCAUCUCUGGCCCUUUGUAGGGUUUAAAAUAUAUAUUUUUUAACCUGAUGCUUAUGUGUGCAUAAAAGAAAAAACAGCUUGUGAAGAUUGCCUAAUUUCUUCUUCUUGAGCUGAUGAUCACAUUGCACUAACCUUAACCAAGCCAGUCUCUGCUCGCACUGCAAUCCUUGCAAUAAUCAUAAUUGCAAGAGUCGGAGCUUCAUAUUCUGUGGAGUUGUGUAUAUGUCCGGAUUGCAUAUGCAGGGCAGGUGAGAGAGACAGAGGGGCUGCAGGUGUGUUUUAAAGCGGCUGGUUGGGCAUGGGGUUCGGUACCAGCUGAACAGCAUCAUGUAUGCUACUUUUACAAAAUAAUGCAUACCUUUUGUGUGCAUAUAUGUACCAUUUCACAAUGUCAGGGUCUGUGAGCUUUAAAAAUGGUCAAAGUGGUGGAAGGGGGUGGUCCUCAUACAGGCUGAGUUAUAUGCUUCCUGGCUGCAUCUGAGGAAUUAAUACUUUUUGUGGUUGGUUGGAUGGAUGGAUGGAUGAUUCCAGUAUGAAAGUGUGACCAUGUGCUGUAUCCAAAUACACAAAUUUGUGGCAAGAGCAUUCCCAUUACCAUGCAUGCAGGAGGUGAGAGGGGAAAAUGUGUACUGUGGUACCUCGGGUUAAGUACUGAAUUCGUUCCGGAGGUCCGUUCUUAACCUGAAACUGUGCUUAACCUGAAGCACCACUUUAGCUAAUGGGGCCUCCUGCUGCCGCCACGCCGCUGGAGCCCGAUUUCUGUUCUUAUCCUGAAGCAAAGUUCUUAACCUGAAGAACUAUUUCUGGGUUAGUGGAGUGUGUAACCUGAAGCGUAUGUAACCUGAAGCGUAUGUAACCCAAGGUACCACUGUACUGAUAAAUUGGAGAGAAAACUUACCUUUCUCUGGAUUGCUAGGUUUCUCACACAAUUACUGCAAACAAGCAUCUUGCAUAUCCUUAACCAAAGCAACAUAAUCCCAGUAUUAUCAACCCAGCAGCGGACCCUGGGGUCUUAAACUUCAGCGGCAAAAUUCAGUGCCCCCCCAUUCUACAUCAUAGUUGCGGCGCCCCCCCAAGUCUCCAUGCCUCGUGCAAUCGAACUGCUCGCGCUCCCCUAAAUCCGUGUCUGAUCAACCCCUUUCCAUACCGCUUCCUCGUGGCAAAACCUGCAUUGCUAAACAGUAAUUUGCUAAUGAAGUGCAUGUGUUGUUGGACCCUAGCAAGCAAACCUUUAUUUCAGCGGUGGUGGUGGUGAUGGUGGGGUCUGUCUUGAUUGAAAUAUGGAGGAGGGAGGAUUAAAAUAUCGAAUGGAGAUGUGAAAUUGUGGGUGUGACACAGAGGGUGCUGAAAUGGAGAGGGAAAGGUUGGGAAGCCACCCUGAAUAUAUAUAAUAUACAGUAAAGGUUCCUUUCCUCCUGGCUGCAACUCAGUGGUACAGAAUCUGCUUUGCACACAUAUUCACCUCCUAGUAUCUCCAGGUAGAGCUUGGAGAGAAUCUUGUUUGAAACCCUCGAUUGGCUACUGCCAAUCAACAUAGACAAUGUUGAGUAAGGUGGACCCAAUGGCCUGACAGCUUCCUGUGUUCCUCUGUUGCUUCCUAGGCCCCUGUCUUGUCAUGUAGAAUCAUAGAAUUGUAGAGCUGGUAAAGGUAAAGGGACCCCUGACCAUUAGGUCCAGUUGUGACCGACUCUGGGGUUGUGGCGCUCAUCUCGCUUUAUUGGCCGAGGGAGCCUGCGUACAGCUUCCGGGUCAUGUGGCCAGCCUGACUAAGCCGCUUCUGGCGAACCAGAGCAGCGCAUGGAAAUGCCGUUUACCUUCCCGCUGGAGCAGUACCUAUUUAUCUACUUGCACUUUGAUGUGCUUUCGAACUGCUAGGUUGGCAGGAGCAGGGACUGAGCAACAGGAGCUCACCCCGUCGUGGGGAUUCGAACCGCCGACCUUCUGAUUAGCAAAUCCUAGGCUCUGUGGAAGCCUCGCUGGAAGCGACCCCAAAUGUCAUCUAGUCCAACCCCCUGCAGAGCAGGAAUCUCAACUAGAACAUACAUGGCAGGUGGCCAUCUUGGUAAAGCUGCUUUGGGCACAGCUAGUGGAAAGGCAGGUAUGGAUCUUUUCAAAUAAGCAAUGAUGGGUGUUAUUUUGUAAAUCCGAUUUGACUAAGAAUGCCCAGUAGGUACAUUAUGUGAACACGCUCAACUGUCUCCUUCUGCGCUUUUGUGUGUACAGUGGUACCUUCGGUUCCUGAACGGCUUAGUUGUCAAACAACUCAGCUCCUGAACACCACAAACCCGGAAGUAAGUGUUCCAGUUUGCGAACAUUUUUUGGAAGCCCAACGUUUUUUGGAAGCCCAACGUCCAACGCGGCUUCCGAUUGAGUGCAGGAAGCUCCUGCAGCCAAUUGGAAGCCGCGCCUUGGUUUUCGAACGGUUUCCGGAGUCAAACGGACUCCCAGAACGGAUUAAGUUCGAGAACCAAGGUACCACUGUAAUCUGUUGUGAGCGAGUUAACUGAAAGAAGGUGCUGCCUUGUCAACAGGACUUAACUUCAAGUCCUGGAAUGUGCACUUUAGCAUUGUGGACUAUCAGGUAAGAAGUUAGCCUCCAACACGCCUUGUCUUACCAGGGAGGUGUCAAAGUUCAAGGUGCGCCAUUCUUCUCAGAUUGACACACAGCAGUUGUGUUGACAGCUGUAAGAGAUUCCUUCCUCUCCUGCCCCAGACUGUCCAUGUCUGCUAGUUGUGAAGUUGGCUAUGUAUUUCCUGCGGUAAGCAGAGGUGAUAUGCAUCUGAAUACCACUUGCUGGAACAUACAUUUAGGGAGGCUGCUGUUGCGCUCCUGUCCUGCUGCCUUAUACAGUGGUACCUCGGGUUAAGUACUUAAUUCGUUCUGUAGGUCCGUUCUUAACCUGAAACUGUUCUUAACCUGAAGCACCACUUUAGCUAAUGGGGCCUCCUGCUGCCGCCAUGCCGCUGGAGCAGGAUUUCUGUUCUCAUCCUGAAGCAAAGUUCUUAACCUGAGGUACUAUUUCUGGGUUAGCAGAGUCUGUAACCUGAAGCAUCUGUAACCUGAAGUGUAUGUAACCUGAGGUACCACUGUACUGAGCUGCCUUAUACUUAAUUUGUUCUGGAGGUCCAUUCUUAACUAGCAACAGCCUUCCAGCAUUCCAGACUAGCUUCUCUCCCAGCCCCACCUGGAGAUGCUCAGGAGUGAACCUGGAAUCUUCUGCAUGCAAGGGAGAUGCUACUUGCACUGGGCUGCAGCCCCUCCUAAAAAGCCCAGUCAAAGGCGACUCUGGGGUUGCGGCGCUCAUCUUGCUUUCAGGCUGAGGGAGCCGGCAUUUGUCCACAGACAGCUUUCCGGGUCAUGUGGCCAGCAGGACUAAACCACUUCUGGUGCAACGGAACACCUUGACAGAAACCAGAGCGCAUGGAAACACCAUUUACCUUCCCGCAGCAGUGAUACCUAUUUAUCUACUUGCACUGGCGUGCUUUCGAACUGCUAGGUUGGCAGGAGCUGGGACAGAGCAACAGGAGCUCACCCCAUCACGGGGAUUCGAACCGCCAACCUUCUGAUCGGCAAGCCCAAGAGGUUCAGUGGUUUAGACCACAGAGCAUGGGGCUAUCUGUUUAGCCCAUUUUAGUGUUGGCUAAGUUUUAAAAUCUUCCUGGAUGUUUUAACUGUGUAUUGAUAAAAUGUAUUUUUUUCUGACUGACGGUCGAAUAAAAAGGAUGAUGAUGAUGAUGACCACAGAGCCAACCACAUCCCUCCUAACGUCUGGCUGGCUGCAGAAUGCAAGACCAGAGAGGAUGUUGGUAUGAUCUAGCAGAGUUCGUAUGUUCCUUAAAGUACAAUCACAGUUAGCAUAUUGGCCACAUCUGGUGUGUGCACUUCUUAAAAAAUAUAUUUAUUUACAGGAUCCUUUCUCUGGCCCAGGGAGAGGACUCUGCCCAUUUAUCUCCAAGCAGAUACACUGCUUUUCCUCUUAGGAUUGAUCUAGCCCUUACACCCAAAGCCCAGAUUUGUGGCAAGCUACAUACUGUAGUGGUUCGAUUCCCCACGACAGGGUGAGCUCCCAUUGCUCGGUCCCUGCUCCUGCCAACCUAGCAGUUUGAAAUCACGUCAAAGUGCAAUUAGAUAAAUAGGUACCACUCCGGCGGGAAGGUAAAUGGUGGUUCCGUGCACUGCUCUGGUUUGCCAGAAGCGGCUUAGUCAUGCUGGUCAUAUGACCCGGAAGCUGUAUGCCAGCUCCCUCGGUCAGUAAAGCGAGAUGAGUGCCGCAACCCCAGAGUCGGCCACGACUGGACCUAACGGUCAGGGGUCCCUUUACCCUUUCCCUUUUUUACUGUAGAUGCCGCUGAUGUUUCCUUGUGUUAGAGCCAAGAUCUGAUCUGUCUUGGGUGGGGGGAAGGCAACCCUUUCAAUUGUGUGGCUCCCCUUUGCAUCUGCCAGCAUGCCUCACGUAAAGGUAAAGGGUAAAGGGACCCCUGACCGUUAGGUCCACUUGUGGCCAACUCUGGGGUUGUGGCGCUCAUCUCGCUUUAUUGGCCGAGGGAGCCAGUGUACAGCUUCCGGAUCAUGUGGCCAGCAUGACUAAGCCGCUUCUGGCGAACCAGAGCAGCGCACGAAAAUGCCGUUUACCUUCCCGCCAGAGUGGUACCUAUUAAUCUACUUGCACUUUUGUGCUUUCAAACUGCUAGGUUGGCAGGAGCAGGGACUGAGCAAUGGGAGCUCACCCUGUGGCGGGGAUUCGAACUGCCGACCUUCUGAUCGGCAAGUCCUAGGUUCUGCAGUUUAACCCACAGCGCCACCCGCGUCCCCAUGCCUCAUGUAGGGAAGGGUUAUUUCUCUCCCGCCGUUCCCUCUCUUUUGCUGAGCCAGCAGGCAUGCAUACCCCUCCCAUAUUGGGUUGGGGAAUGUUGAUCAUUAACAGUCUGCAACAGGAUAGGGCAUAUUUGCUCAUCCGCAGCUUCGCUGUCUAGCCUUUCCCAACAGCUGGUGUGGAACAACUGCAACCAGCUUCUUUUAAGUGGCUUGGAAUGCUCAGCUUUGCACAGCAGGGAGAGAUUGCCCUCAAGCCUGAUCCAGUUAUGCCGGAACAGUUUUUUUGGGGGGGCGGGGGGGAGCAAGCCAAGCGUAUAUCCCUAUAUGUUAUGCCUUGAAUGGAGGUAGAAGCCCCAGCUUCAGAAAAGUGCCGUCUACUGUGUACACACGGCACUGGAGAACUGGAGCCAAUCCUCUCUCCCUUAUAUUCUACUUUCUGGGUAGGAAGCUAAGCCCCUGCAAUGUGGCCCUCCAGGCCUCCUAUCUGGCCCUUCCCAGCUGCACCCCACUCUCCGCAGGCAGUGUUAGAAACUCAGAUAUAUAAGCUAGGCACCAAAUGGCUCCUUAAACCAGGGUCAGUGUUGCCAAAACGGAAUGCCUAGUUGCCAUUUCUGGGCCAGAUGGUUCGAAAGUCAUAUUUUUCAAUGUGACUUUUUGGUUCCUGAAAUUCAUUCUGAUUGUGCAGAUGAAAUAUAAUGGGUAGAAAAUUCUGCAGGAUGUGUUGCUGAUGUGUGUGAAGACAGUCAAGGGAAGUUUUUAAUGACUGAUGUUUUAAUGUAUUUUAAAUCUUUUGUUGGAAGCCGCCCAGAGUGGCUGGGGAAACCCAGCCAGAUGGGUGGGGUAUAAAUUAUUUAUUUAUUUAUUUAUUUUUAAGAUCUCCGGGGACAUACCUCCAGAUGGUGGAGACAUUAGGCCAGGGGUCAGCGGACUUUUUCAGCGGGCAGCUGGUCCACUGUCCCUCAGACCUUGUGGGGGGGGGUGGACUAUAUUUUGAAAAAAAUAUGAACGAAUUCCUAUGCCCCACAAAUAACCCAGAGAUUCAUUUUAAAUAAGAUCACACAUUCUACUCAUGUAAAAACACCAGGCAGGCCCCACAAAUAACCCAGAGAUACAUUUUAAAUAAAUACUUUUAUCUAUUUUAAAUAAAAGGACACAUUCUACUCAUAUAAAAACACACUGAUUCUUUUUUUUUUUAAGAAUAUUUAUUCCAAUUUUAAAAUUACAGAAAAAGAAAGAAGUAGAAAAAAAAACCAAAUCACAUACAUCUUACAAAAAAAGCUAACAAUACAAAGAAAAAUACAAAAGACAAAAAAUCACAAUAAAAAAGUAACAAAAAAUCAAAUUAGACCAUUAGAACCGUCUUCCCAUUUACUUAUUUCCGUGACUUCCUCUCACCUCUCUGCUUUGUAUUCUAAUUUAAAUCGUAUCUCCAGCAAAUCCUUCUAACCUUCUUUUCAUUUACUUAUUUUAACAUUCGAAAGUAUUUAAUUCUUCUCUAUCUUUGUUUUACACUUCAUAUUUACUUAUUCCAUUAUACUCUGUCUGCCAAUACGGUCUAAUAUUCUUCUCCAACCUUUUCUAACAUUCUUUUAUAUUACAGUGUUUCUGAAGAUAUAUUUUAAAUUUUUUCCAAUCUUCUUCCAUCGACCCUUCUUCCUGAUCUCGAAUUCUGCCGGUCAUCUCAGCCAGUUCCAUAUAGUCUAUCACUUUUCUCUGCCAUUCUUCUCGGGUAGGCAAUUCUUGUGUCUUCCAGUGUUUCCCAAUAAGUAUUCUUGCCGCUGCUGUCGCAUACAUAAAGAAAUUCCUGUCUUCCCUUCGCACCAAUUGGUCGACCAUGCCCAAGAGGAAGGCCUCUGGUUUCUUCAAGAAAGUAUAUUUCAAUACCUUUUUUAGUUCAUUAUAUAUCAUUUCCCAGAAGGCUUAAAAACACACUGAUUCCUGGACUGUCCAAGGGACGAAUUUAGAAGGCGAUUGGGCUGGAUCUGGCCCCCAGGCCUUAGUUUGCCUACCCAUGCAUUAGGCAGCAUUCUGCCCCCCCAGGGAAUUUUCACUUGGUUGCAAGUGGCCAACAACCAGGUGCAAAACGCGCCUGGUGAAUUUCAAACUUUGCACCCUGCUUGAGUGAUUUUGCCUGGCUGGAAUGAGUCCUUGAGCUGUGACCAGAGGGAUGCAUGAGCGUGUAUAGAAACCAGCCUCGUACAAAAGGUAUUAUUUAUGUUUUUUUCUGAUGACUGUUGCCUCCUUCCACUGCUGACAUGUGGUACCCAGAAGGUUGCCCAGAAUGGAACUUGGCCCAUGGGCUGCAAGAGUUUCUCCACCCCUUGAGACAAGGUGAAGCAGCUUGGAUGAAGAGCAGUGCAAGACAACCGUGGCUCCAAUCCUCAUGCAGCGAAGGGAGUUCCAGACCAGUCCAGCAUCACUACAUAAACAUCAGGGGGGAUUGUGCCAGACAAUUUCCUGCAUGUCUCAUGUUAAUUGGAACAGACCCUCCAGAGUGGCUGGGGAAACCCAGCCAAAUGGGUGGGAUAUAAAUAAAUUAUUCUUAUUCUUAUUCUUAUUCUUAUUAUCCAGGUGUCCCUCUUUUCCAGGGACAGUCCCAAAUAUCCAGGGAUAGUCCCAGAUUUACAGAAGCCAUCUGUAAAUCAAAUUUGAUCCCGGAAUGUCCCACUUCUCCUUAGGACAUCCCUAUUUUCAUCAGAGAAAUGAGUUAUCCAACUCCAUAGCCAUCUGAAGGCCGCCCUGUAUAGGGAAGUUUUAAAAUGUUUAGUUAUGUUUUUAUAUAUGUUGUAAGCUGCCCAGAGUGGCUGGGGCAGCCCAGUCAAAUGGGUGGGGUAAAAAGAGUAAAAAAAAUAAAAUAAUAAAAUAAUAAUAAUAAUAAUAAUAAUAAUAAUAAUAAUAAUUUAUUAUUUAUACCCCGCCCAUCUGGCUGGGUUUCCCCAGCCACUCUGGGCGGCUUCCAACUGAAUAUUAAAAACAAUACAGCAUUAGAUAUUAAAAACUUCCCUAAAGAGGGCUGCCUUCAGUUGUCUUUUAAAAGUAAAAUAGUUGUUUAUUGCCUUGACAUCUGCUGGGAGGGCGUUCCACAGGGCAGGCACCACUACCGAGAAGGCCCUCUGCCUGGUUCCCUGUAGCCUUACUUCUCACAAUGAGGGAAUCGCCAGAAGGUCCUUGGCGCUGGAUCUCAGUGUCCGGGCUGAAGGAUGGACACUGAGUGACUAGUGGGGUGCCACAGGGUUCUGUCUUGGGCCCGGUCUUAUUCAACAUCUUUAUCAACGACUUGGAUGAUGGACUCAAGGGCAUCCUGAUAAAAUUUGCAGAUGACACCAAACUGGGAGGGGUGGCUAACACCCCAGAGGACAGGAUCACACUUCAAAACGACCUUGACAGAUUAGAGAACUGGGCCAAAACAAACAAGAUGAAUUUUAACAGGGAGAAAUGUAAAGUAUUGCACUUGGGCAAAAAAUGAGAGGCACAAAUACAAGAUGGGUGACACCUGGCUUGAGAGCAGUACAUGUGAAAAGGAUCUAGGAGUCUUGGUUGACCACAAACUUGACAUGAGCCAACAGUAUGACACGGCAGCUAAAAAAGCCAAUGCAAUUCUGGGCUGCAUCAAUAGGAGUAUAGCAUCUAGAUCAAGGGAAGUAAUAGUGCCACUGUAUUCUGCUCUGGUCAGACCUCACGUGGAGUACUGUGUUCAGUUCUGGGCUCCACAGUUCAAGAAGGACACUGACAAACUGGAACGUGUCCAGAGGAGGGCAACCAAAAUGGUCAAAGGCCUGGAAACGAUGCCUUAUGAGGAACGGCUAAGGGAGCUGGGCAUGUUUAGCCUGGAGAAGAGGAGGUUAAGGGGUGAUAUGAUAGCCAUGUUCAAAUAUAUAAAAGGAUGUCACAUAGAGGAGGGAGAAAGGUUGUUUUCUGCUGCUCCAGAGAAGCGGACACGGAGCAAUGGAUCCAAACUACAAGAAAGAAGAUUCCACCUAAACAUUAGGAAGAACUUCCUGACAGUAAGAGCUGUUCGACAGUGGAAUUUGCUGCCAAGGAGUGUGGUGGAGUCUCCUUCUUUGGAGGUCUUUAAGCAGAGGCUUGACAACCAUAUGUCAGGAGUGCUCUGAUGGUGUUUCCUGCUUGGCAGGGGGUUGGACUCGAUGGCCCUUGUGGUCUCUUCCAACUCUAUGAUUCUAUGAUGGGGGUGGAGACGCUCCUUCAGGUAUAUAGGACCGGUAUACAGGUAUAAUAAUAAUAUUAAUAAUAAUGACAUAGGACGUCCCUAUUUUCAUCGGAGAAAUGUUGGAGCGUAUGUUGGAAGUAUGGGGAGAGCCUUGGCUCUGUAGCAGACCAUCUUUUGUAAAGAUCCCUCUCCCCGGUGAGGUGUGUUGUGUCAUGUCCUGGCUUGGAUACGUUUACAGUAGCAGCUUUUGUUGACUGCUCACUCCCGGUGCUGAAAUUCUUACUGCUUGCUGUCCAAUUCAUGAAGCGCCAGCUGCUGGCCCCGCUCCACCGAAUGUUUUCUGGUGAUAUAGGGCAGUCGGCACAGUUGCUUCCUUCCCUGGAGUGCUUUGCGUUUACUCUCCCUCUGCAAAUAGACCCUGCGCAGCUGCCCAGGAUCUUGCAUGCAACACAGCCCCUCCUGUGGAGCUGCUCAGAGGGUUUGUGGGGCCCAGAGCAAACUCAAAUCAGGUCCCAUGCUUCUGGUCUGGGGUGUUGGAGACAGGACUUGUGUACACUUUUGUGCCUGCACCUGAUUUCACUUACUGCAUUUUCAGAAAAACAUAAAGUUUCUUGGGGACUUUUUAUGAGCACAAGAAGGCAGCAAUGCUUGAGCUCAUUUCUUUUUCCUAAGCUGGGUUUCCUGAACUGGGUCUUUGUGCUUUGAGGCUUGAGAGUUCUCUUCAAGCACAGGAAAAUAAAUUGCGCUGUUCAGCAUUAGUCUUCCUAUUUUUGUGCAACUAGCAUGAAGGGCUGAAGGCUUUUAAAAAGUGUCUUUGACUGAACGUGCUUUGAAACCUCCCUUCGAACUGGUUUCCUUUCUUUGCUAAUUGUAGAUCUGAAGAGCAGCUGGAAGACUUUGUGGAGGGGGGGCUUGCAGGCAUGCCCCACCCCCCACUUUUACUCACUGUGCAUUCAGGUGAAUGUUCGAGCACUUGCAAUGUUCCUGCUCACAGGGAAAAGAAAUCACGAUUCUGCACAUUGCUGGUGCAAGCAAUCUCACACACGAUGAGUUCAUUUGCACAGAUAAUGCAUGAACCUGCUUGCAAGUGGGUGAGGCACUAAAAUUUACUUUCUUUUUAAAAAAAAAUCUUUCCCCACACGAAAACAAAGAUCACUACAGCCAAUCACAAACAAACAACUACACCUUAGGCCAACCCCAACCUCUCUCACCACCAAAGAAACACAAAUGUACAGCAGAGAACCUGCACGAGCAACUCUGAUACCAAACCCUACAUACAUUAAGCAAAAUAGAGCUUAAGCUUUUAAUGUUUAAUAGAUUACAGUGGUGCCUCGCAAGACGAAAUUAAUCCAUUCCGCGAGUAUCUUCGUCUAGCGGUUUUUUCGUCUUGCGAAGCAACCCUAUUAGUGCCUUAGCGGAUUAGCGCUAUUAGCGGUUUAGCGGCUAUUAAAGGCUUAGCGGCUUAGCGGAUUAGCUGCUAAAAGGCUAUUAAAGGCUUAGCGCCUUAGAAAAAGAGGGGGGGAAAGCGAAAAAAAAAUCUCAAGACUUGCAAGACAUUUUCGUCUUGCGAAGCAAGCCCAUAGGGAAAUUCGUCCUGCGAAGCGCAUUGAAAACGGAAAACCCUUUUGUCUAGCGGGUUUUCCGUCUUGCGAGGCAUUCGUCUUGCGGGGCACCACUGUAUUGUAUUUUAGUGUUUUGUUGGAAGCCGCCCAGAGUGGCUGGGGAAACCCAGCCAGAUGGGCAGGGUAUAAAUAAUAAAUUAUUAUUAUUAUUAUUAUUAUUAUUAUUAUUAUUAUUAUUGCCACCCGAUCCCACCCGCACCCAUCUUCCCCCCUCCACCCCUUCCCCCCCAAUGUCUCAACAAAUGAAACUGAUUUGUAAAAAUGUUACAUGGAAAAAAUACGAGAGACAUUACACAUACUUCUGUAAAACAAGAAAACCUUUAAUAAUAAUAAUAAUAAAGAAUCUUGCCAUUCAAAUACUCGAGGCAAAUGACAUGAAGAACCUUUCUUCCCUAGAAGAGAAUCGUUGUCUUGGCCGCUGUGAGGAUGGAGCUUCUUGGGGUGUGUGUGUGUGUGUGUGUGUGUGUGUGCUGUCGAGAUCAUGAGGUCUAGCCCCUUGGCUCCUCGCUUAGCAGAAUGAUGUUUAAAUAAUCUAAAUGAAUGAAGUGACGACCUCCCCCCCCACUUUUUGUUUUUUCAUUAAAGCUUGGACGCGUCUUCACAGGAUGGGUGCAGCGAACUUUCCAGAGCACCCACGCGGCAGCAGCCUCCCAGACGACCUGUGCUGUUGCUGAUGAAAAUAACAAGGCCCCUGACCCUGUUCCCGAGGAUUGCCCUGUUUGCUCAUACAACGAAUGGGACCCGCUGGAGGAAGUCAUUGUGGGGAGAGCCGAAAAUGCCUGCGUCCCUCCUUUCUCUGUGGAGGUCAAGGUAAACCAUGUGCUGUCUGCGUCGCAAGACUUUAUGCAUGCUCUUUGCAGCUUCCCACUUCUGCAAACGCUGGAGAGGUUUUGCAAUAACAGGCUUUUACAAAUGUCUGUUUUGCUACGAGUACGGGAUUCUUUCUGUCUGGGUGCCUGCCUGCUAUUCCCAAUCAAUUUGUAAAUAAAAGUUAUUGCAAGAAAAAAAAAUGGCUUGCUUCCAAUUUUGUAGCUCUUACAAGGAGGGAAUUGCAAGCUCAGACAGACACUUUGAAUUGGGCCCAGAAACUAAUUGGCAGCUGGUUUAGUCAGGGUAAUACUGACUGUAAAACUAUUUUGCCCCGGUGAGCAGCUUGGCUGCCAAAUUCUGCACCAGCUGAAGUUUCUGAACAGUCUUCAAAGGCAGCCCUAUGUAUAACACGUUGCGGUAAUCUAACCUAGAGGUUACCAGAGCAUAAACAACAGCAGUUAGGCUAUCCCUUUGCAGAUACAGUAGUGGUGCAGCUGGGCCACCAGCCAAAAGCUAAUAGAAGGUACUCAGCGCCACUGAGGCCACAUGAGCCUCAAGCGAUAGCAAAGGAAUACCCUCAAGCUGUGAACCAGCUCCUUCAGAGGGAGUGUAAUGCCAUCAAGAGCUGGCAAUCUCCCAGCCAUCCAGUCUGGGGAACUGCCACUCGCAGGGCCUCCAUCUUAUCUGGAUUGAGCUUGAGUUUGUUGGCUCUCAUUUCCAUUUCCGAGGCAAGACAUCCGUCCAGCACCUCCACUGCCAUGCCUGCAGAAGUAAAGGAGAAAAUAGAGAUUUGUGUCAUCAGCAUAUUGUUGGCAACAUACUCUAAACCUCCAGAUAACCCUGUAAGUAAAGGGUGGCCAAGUUCUGUACAGUGGUACCUCAGGUUACAUACGCUUCAGGUUACAGACUCCGCUAACCCAGAAAUAGUACCUCGGGUUAAGAACUUUGCUUCAGGAUGAGAACAGAAAUCGCGCAGCGGCAGCGGGAGGCCCCAUUAGCUAAAGUGGUGCUUCAGGUUAAGAACAGUUUCAGGUUAAGAACGGACCUCCGGAACGAAUUAAGUAGUUAACCCGAGGUACCACUGUAUUCUUGUAGUGGAGCUGGGGGUGGGGUGGGCUACCUACUCUAUGCAGCAGUUGUAAAAGUGUGGGGCUGAAACUUUAUUUCACCCCACAAAAUCUCUCCUAAGUGCUCAGUGUCUGUAGUAGUCAGUAGCCUGAAGUAGUAAGAGCAGCCUUCAUCAAGCUGGUUUCCUUCAGAUAUUUCGGAGUGCAAUUUCCAUUAGCUGACACACGGAGGAAACAUGGAAAACUGCUCUUGAGUCAAACCAGGGACGGGCAGUGAAAACUUUGUCAGGAAUUUUUUUUAAAAAAGACACCCUUGGGGCUAUCAGAUCCGGAACUCGGGCUGCUGGUUGACAAGCCCAUAUUAAUUUUAUUAUAUCCUGCUUCUGCACUUACUUUCACAGUUUAUUUAGAGAGCAAACCCUAAACACGCUUGCUAAGGAGGAAGGAUUACUGAGCACAAUGAGAAUUACUUUAGAGUCAACAUUCAUUCAGCUGCGCUGUCAGCCCAGCAUUCGUUUUCCAGAUCUUGUUUGACAUUUGCAUGCUGCCAGAUUAAUCUGGCUGCAAAGAACACUAUUGCCUGCAGGUAGAGAAGUAAAUACACUGAUAACAUUUGAGUGGCUUGACAGUUGUGUCGGCACAUGGAAGCGAUGCAGUUUAGCAAGUGAAGCAAGAAACUGCUAAGAGACGGAGCUGCUUCACAGGUCAAUUUUCGGAGGGAUUGCAUAGGGUUGCCAUAUAAAGGUAAAGGUAAAGGGACCCCUGACCAUUAGGUCCAGUCGUGGCCGACUCUGGGGUUGCAGCGCUCAUCUCGCUUUAUUGGCCGACAUACAGCUUCCGGGUCAUGUGGCCAGCAUGACUAAGCCACUUCUGGUGAACCAGAGCAGCGCACGGAAACGCCGUUUACCUUCCCGCUGGAGCGGUACCUAUUUAUCUACUUGCACUUUGACGUGCUUUUGAACUGCUAGGUUGGCAGGAGCAGGGACUGAGCAACGGGAGCUCACCCCAUCGUGGGGAUUUGAACCGCCGACCUUCUGAUCGGCAAGUCCUAGGCUCUGUGGUUUAACCCACAGCACCAGCCGCGUCCCGUCUGGCAACCCUAGGGUGGCAGAAUUUAAAAUGGAAACAGAUGCCCCUAAAUAUUUUCUUGGAUCCAUGGAUCCAAAGUUCUUAACCUGAAGCACUAUUUCUGGGUUAGUGGAGUGUGUAACCUGAAGCGUAUGUAACCUGUUUGAAAACACCUGUUUCCUGAUACAGUGGUACCUCGGGUUACAUACGCUUCAGGUUACACACUCUGCUAACCCAGAAAUAGUGCUUCAGGUUAAGAACUUUUCUUCAGGAUAAGAACAGAAAUCGUGCUCUGGCGGCGCGGCGGCAGCAGGAGGCCCCAUUAGCUAAAGUGGUGCUUCAGGUUAAGAACAGUUUCAGGUUAAGAACAGACCUCCGGAACGAAUUAAGUACUUAACCCGAGGUACCAUUGUAAUCUUGUACUUGUGUGGCUUCUGAUAAGAGUCUCCAGGCCCCUGGAAUGACACCAAGGGAAGUUUGCGACAGUUUCCCAGCAGAGUUGAGAGGGUAGCAAACCACUUUUAUAUAUUUUAUUUUUAAAAGGGUGGUUUUUUUUAUUAUUUUAAAGAAGUGCAUUUAUCACAGCCUGCAACAAGCGGUUUGACAUGUAGGCUACGAGUUGCUGAGCUGGCAGUCUCUGAAGGUCGUGCUUAUGUUACAGGUUUCAUUCCAGGCCAUUUCUGAGUCUCCAGGACUGAGUCCUGCUGGCAGAAAAUCUCGGGCUGUGUACUGUACAUUUGGCCGCCGCUGCAGCAAUUCAUCUUCUAGCUGUCUAAAGGCCUUCUUAACAUUUCCCUACUGAAACUUAAAUACAGUCACAGAUGUGCACUGUUGGCUGAGAUCACUGCUCUGCUGACCUCUUUUUUUAGCAGCCAGUGGGGGGGGGGCAGGGGGCAGUAUUUAUUUAUUUAUUUUUUAAAAGCCACAUUCACUUAUUCAUUGACUUGUUCAAAGCCUUAAUACGUGGCAUUCACAUAUAAUGAAUUGCAUAUGUUCAAAGCUUUGCUUGCAUUCUGUGGAAGGCGGCUGGCUGCAACACUCAUUCCACUACUACCUUAUGGGUUUUUUUCUGCAUGUACAUAAGAGGAAGGUGACAAAUGUAUUGUAGAGUGGUACCUCGGGUUACAUACGCUUCAGGUUACAGAUACCACUAACCCAGAAAUAGUACCUCGGGUUAAGAACUUUGCUUCAGGAUGAGAACAGCAAUUGUGCUCCGGCGGCGCAGUGACAGCAGGAGGCCCCAUUAGCUAAAGUGGUGCUUCAGUUUAAGAACAGUUUCAGGUUAAGAAUGGACCUCCAGAACGAAUUAAGUUCUUAACCCCAGGUACCACUGUAGUGAGGGACGCGGGUGGCACUGUGGGUUAAACCACAGAGUCUAGGACUUGCCGAUCAGAAGGUUGGAGGUUCGAAUCCCCGCAACGGGGUGAGCUCCUGUUGCUCAGUCCCUGCUCCUGCCAACCUAGCAGUUCGAAAGCACGUCAAAGUGCAAGUAGAUAAAUAGUACUAAAUUUAUAAAUAGUACAUAAAUCAGUACUAAGGUGGUUUCUGACUUGAGGCUCACUGUCUAAAAAGUCAUGACACGUGAGGAAAAUUGAACUGGAGGGAGGAGGAAGAAAGCAGGCUCAAAAAAGAAGGUUCGGGUCAGGUACCCCCUUCCCUAAGGCAGCUGACUUAAUGGCAGUCACUGCACCCAAUUCCUACAAGUCUUAACUAGGGAUGUUGAACAAUUUUGAUCGAAACAGGAGUAGAAAUUGCCAAUGUAAUAAUGUUCCUUGUGUUUUUAUAUUUUGCUAGAAGAAGCCCAGAGUGGCUGGGACAACCCAUGGGCGGCAAAUAAAUAAUAGAGGGAGGAAAGGCUGACGCGAGGUUGCCCAGUUAACUUUGUGCUGAAUGGGGAUUUGAACUCAGGUCUUUCUAGUCUAAGCCCAGGACUCUAUGGAAAACUGUCCGGCAAUCCCUCUUAUUCUUCUCAGUGGAAUUUCUGCUGCUUGCAGUUGCAGUGGUGCCAUGUGAUUCAGGUGCCAUGUGAAUAGCAAUAAUUUUAAUUUAUUUUUUUUUUUUUUUAAAUAAAUUUUUAUUCAUUUUCCAAACACAAGAUAAGAAAACAAACAAUACACAAUACACCGACAUACAAACAUAUAAACAUGUAUAAUUUCAUAACCAUUUUUCAUAAGCCUUACUUUCCGGACUUCCCCAUACCUCCCCUUUUCUGCAUCCUUGUUUUAUAUUUCUUCAGCAACUCCUCAAUCAACUAAUUAUUCAAUUCAAUUUCUUUUAAGUUCUUCUAAUAAUAUUAAUUACAGCUGCAGUUCUCUAUUUCCCAACCCCUUGACAUUUUAACAUUCCUGAAUUUUGCAACAAGUUCUAAGAUAAACUUUAAAUUUCUUCCAAUCUUCUUCCACUGUCUCUUUCCCCUGGUCACGGAUUCUGCCAGUCAAUUCCGCCAGUCCCAUAUAGUCGAUCACCUUCGUCUGCCAUUCUUCCAGUGUGGGUAGUUGUUGUGUCUUCCAAUACUUUGCUAGAAGAAUCCUUGCUGCUGUAGUCGCAUACAUAAAAACGUCCUGUCCUUCCUGCUCACCAAUUGGCCGACAAUGCCCAGGAGAAAAGCCUCGGGUUUUUUUAGGGAAGGUCCAUUUAAGAACCUUCUUAAUUUCAUUAUAGAUCAUUUCCCAAAAAGCUUUUAUCCUCGGGCAGGUCCACCAAAGGUGAUAAAAAGUACCUUCAGUCUCAUUACAUUUCCAACAUUUGUUAUUGGGCAGAUGAUAAAUUUUUGCGAGCUUGACUGGGGUCAUGUACCACCUAUACAUCAUUUUCAUAAUGUUUUCUCUUAAGGCAUUACAUGCCGUAAAUUUAAUACCGGUGGUCCACAACUGUUCCCAGUCAGCAAACAUAAUGUUAUGACCAAUAUCUUGUGCCCAUUUUAUCAUAGCUGAUUUCACCGUUUCAUCCUGUGUGUUCCAUUUCAACAGCAGAUUAUACAUUCUCGACAGAUUCUUAGUAUUGGGUUCUAACAGUUCUGUUUCUAAUUUUGACCUCUCCAUCUGGAAACCUAUUUUCCUGUCCUGUUUAAAUGUCUCGUUUAUCUGAAGGUAGUGCAACCAAUCUCGCACUUUGGACUUUAAUUUCUCAUAGCUCUGUAAUUUAACUUUUUCCCCAUCUUGUUCUAGAAUUUCACAAUAUUUUGGCCAUUUAGACUCCAUAUUAAGUUUUUUUCACCUCUUUAGCUUCCAUUGGUGACAACCACCUGGGAGUUUUACUUUCCAAUAGAUCUUUAUACCGCAUCCAAACAUUAUAUAAUGCUUUCCUAACAAUAUGGUUUUUGAAACCUUUAUGCAGUUUAACCUUAUCAUACCAUAUAUAUGCAUGCCAACCAAAUCUAUUAUCAAACCCUUCUAGAUCCAAAAUAUCUGUAUUCUCAAGAAGUAGCCACUGUUUCAACCAGCAGAAAGCCGCCGAUUCAUAGUAGAGUCUUAAGUCCGGCAGGGCAAACCCCCCUCUAUCUUUAGCAUCAGUUAGAAUCUUAAAUUUUAUUCUGGGCUUUUGCCCUGCCAGACAAAUUUAGAUAUAUCUUUCUGCCACUUCUUGAAACAGUCCAUCUUGUCCAAAAUCUGCAAUGUCUGGAAUAAAAACAACAUUCUAGGCAAUACAUUCAUCUUGAUAACAGCAAUUCGGCCUAACAAAGAAAGUUUCAACCUUGACCAUAUUUCUAGAUCCUUCUUUACCUCUGUCCAACAUUUAUCAUAAUUGUCCUUAAAUAAAUUCACAUUCUUAGAUGUUAAGUUUACCCCCAGGUACUUUACUUUUUCGUUAUCACUAGACCUGUUUCAUUCUGAAAUUUCUCUUUUCGGCCAACGUUAAAUUUUUGUCCAACACUUUCGUUUUCUGUUUGUUCAGUUUAAAUCCUGCUACUUGACCAAAUAUCUCAAUUAGUUCUAAUACUCUUUUAGUACUAGUAUCUGGCUGUUGCAAGGUCAAUACUAGGUCAUCUGCAAAUGCCCUUAGCUUAUAAUGUUUGGCUCCGACUUGUACUCCUUUAACCAACUGGUCUCCUCUAAUCAUAUUUAGCAAAACCUCCAGGACUAAUAUAAAAAGUAAAGGGGAUAUUGGGCACCCCUGUCGUGUACCUUUUUCUAUAGGUAUUUCUUCCGUAACCACAUUGUUUACAAUUAACUUUGCUUUUUGUUUAGAGUAUAUUGCACCUAUACCAUUUUCAAACCCUUGACCUACCCCCAUCCCUUGGAGAUUCUUCUUCAUAAAGCUCCAACCAAUAUUGUCAAAGGCUUUCUCCGCAUCCACAAAAAUUAAAACAGCCUUCCUAUUAAUGUCCACUUCUAACAGUUCCAAAAUGUCUAUAAUGUUCCUCACAUUGUCCGACAUAUAUCUCCCUGGAAGAAAGCCAGUUUGGUCUUUAUGAAUCUCCCCUACCAACACUCUCUUCAGUCUUUUUGCCAUAAUGUCCGCAAAAAUUUUGUAAUCCACGUUAAGUAAUGAUAUAGGGCGGUAGUUUUUAACCUGGUUCUUUUCAGUCUCAGUUUUCGGUAUAAGUGAGAUAAAAGCUUCUUUCCACGACUCUGGUGCCUUUUCCCCACCAAAAUUUCGUUACAUACUUCCUUCAGUGGUUGUACUAACCAUUCCUUCAACCCUUUAUAAUAUCUGGCGGUCAAACCAUCUGGUCCUGGAGCUUUUCCCAAUUGCAUCUUCUGAAUGGCACCCUCUAUUUCUUGUCCUGUUAUUUUCUCAUAAUAAUUUUAAUUUAUUACCCUCACAUGGCUUGGUUAUGACAAUUUAAAAUACUUUAUUUAUUUAUUUAUUUAUUUAUUUACCGCCCUAUACCCGGAGGUCUCAGGGCGGUUCACAGAAUAAAAUCCAAAUAUAAAACCACAAAAUACAUAAUCAAAAUAAAAACAACAACCCAAUAACCCCCACUCCAAAAAAGCACAUUUCAAAAGGGCAUAGGAUCCUCACAACAUUCAAAGUAAGACAAUUAACAAACCUAGACAAGAGCCAAUCAUUGGAAAGACCAUGAUCUCAUAAAUGUUUGCAGCGAUAUUUAUUGGCAACCAAAUUAUCCAUGUGCCUUUCUGAUACAAAGACAAAAAAAGCUUUGAAAUAAGAGUGGGAAGGGGAAAAAUUAGCUGUGGUUGUUGAGCAGAUGUAAUACUAUUCAAAAAUAGUUUUAAAAACUUAGAAUUACAGAAAAUGCAAUCACCUGAAUAUACAAGUCCUAUGAGAUUGACAUACUGUUGUUUAACUGUUAGUAGAUGAAUACAGAGUGAUUCUUUGCAAUGUUAAUAUGAUGCUGGUUCAUGUCUGCUUUUUCUUUAUUGAUUACCAGGCGAAUACCUAUGAGAAGUACUGGGGGUUCUAUCAGAAGUAUGGAGGCCAGAGUUUCCCCAAGGAUCAUGUGAAGAAAGCGAUUGCUGAAAUCGAAGAGAUGUGCAAUAUUCUGAAAAUGGAAGGAGUGAUUGUGAGAAGACCAGAGCCACUUGACUGGUCGACCAAAUAUAAAACGCCUGACUUUGAGUCCACCGGUAAUUGCUCAGUGACUUGGAAUGUGCAGAAUCGAUUUAGAGCAUGCCCACAUCUAAGCCGUACAUGUAAAGCACCUGGGAAUCCUGGGAAAUGUAGUUUAAGGGUGCCGGGAAUUGUAGCUCUGUGAUGGGUAAGCUGCAGGAUUCUUUGGAGGAAGCCAUGAUUGCGAAAAGUGGUAAAAACAUGCUUAAAAUGUACAUUGUGGAUGUGAACCACGUCUCCGUCUCCUCAUUAUUUUAUAAUGUAUUGUUUAUUCGUUAUUGAUGAGAUUUGUUUCCUCUUUUUUAAAAAAACAAAAAAACUUUAAAGUCCUUGUGACAAUUCAUAAAGGACAACAGUAGCCUACCGUUAAGCAACUUAGUGUAUUGCUAUCUAUAGUUUCACAGGGGAUGCAUGUUGUUUACAGUAAAACAGUACAGUCCCUUCUGUUAAUCUAGAUCAGGGGUUGGCAAGGCUUACUGAAAUAUACUCGGAGUCGAGAGUGGAUUUCAUGCUCUUUAUUCAGCUCAUAGUGGUGAGGAGGAAUGGAAGUUCCCCCAGAAUGUCUGCUUUAUAUACAUUAUUUACACAAUGGACCCCACAUGAUUGGCUAAUUCCGGGAUUCUCCUGUAGGCCAAUCAGGUUGCGGAUUCACUUCCACCUGGAGCUGGAUUGGGUGGCUCCUGUGGACCAAUCAGACUGCUGCAUUCUGGAUCCUAUUGUUCUAGGACCAAUCAGGCUGCUGCAUUCUGAAUCCUAUUUUUCUAGGACCAAUCAGACGGCUGCAUUUUGGAUCCUAUUCAACUCAGUACAUAACACUUACCUUGCCUGGGCCGGUUCACUGCCAUGGAGACCCCUCCGUGGGCCCGAUUGCGGGCGUGUGUGAGUGUGCGUGUCCACAAUUUUCAGCAUCUGUGUCUGCGCAGACACGAUUUCUGGCGCUACUCGGCGAGUCCCCACACCGCACUGCGCCAGUUUAACGCAGCACGCGGGAACUCGCCGAGCGGGUGGCUCGGUUUGGGGGCAGCUCGUGGGCCGGUAAAAUGACCCCUGUGGGCCACUUGUGGCACAUGGGCCUUAGGCUGUCGGCCCCUGAUCUAGAUCUUGCUAGGCCUACAUAGACAUACUGUUAUGCUGUUGUGAUGUGCUUUAGGCACACAGUGGAGCAGCCAUGAUGGAUUAAAAUGGAUGACAAGCUAAAAUGUUUGUCUGCCCCAUACAAACUACUUGAAAUUGAGUGCAGUGUUUUGCUGCUUUUUGAUAAAGGCUUGGCAUUCUGGUUAAGAGUGGCAGAAACACAGCCAUGUCCCCAAAAGAAGGUUGGGUCCUAACACGUUUUGGCAAACCGACGCUGGGAAUCAAGUUGAUUUGUUUCGGUUACCUUCAGUAGCCUGUGGUUUGUUUGUUUUUUCGCUUGAUGUGUGGAAACUUCACUCCCUCUUCCACUGGGUUGCUACUGAGCAAAAUCGAACCUUGACUGGGAUCCGGUGUGCAGGAUUUGUGCCGCUGUUGAUUGGAUCCCCAUAUCAAACACUUUGUUCUUUUGGUAGGGAUGUACGCAGCUAUGCCAAGAGACAUUCUGCUGGUCAUUGGGAAUGAGAUCAUUGAAGCGCCGAUGGCUUGGCGCGCUCGUUUCUUUGAAUACAGAGCGUAUCGGCCCAUCAUCAAAGAGUACUUCCGCCGCGGAUCAAAAUGGACCACAGCACCAAAGCCCACCAUGGCUGAUGAACUUUAUGACCAGGUAUUAUUAUCCGUUUGGCUUUCAAGCAAGCAACUAUGGUGGCAGGAGCAAGGGUACCUUCCUGGUGAUAUUGGAGUACAACUCCCAUCAUCCUUGACCAUUGAUUGGCCAUGUUGGUGUUGGAAAAAUGCCCUGGGAAGGCUGCCAGUGUGGUGUAGUGGUUAAGAGCGGUAGUCUCGUAAUCUGGGGAACCGGGUUCGCAUCUCCGCUCCUCCACAUGCAGCUGCUGAGUGACCUUGGGCCAGUCACACUUCUCUGAAGUCUCUCAGCCUCACUCACCUCACAGAGUGUUUGUUGUAGGGGAGGAAGGGAAAGGAGAAUGUUAGCAGUUUUGAGACUCCUUCAGGUAGUGAUAAAGCGGGAUAUCAAAUACAAACUCUUCUUCUUCUUCUUCUGCAAACUUCCCCAAGUCACCGGAGCAUUCCCCUGUGGCUCUCUCUGGCUAUAAAUCUUCUUCAGUCAAGAGCGGCCGGUAAUAAGCAACUCUUCUCUCCUGAAAAGAGCACGCCAGUCUUCUGGCAUAUCAUAGCAGAAGAAAGACUCACUCGUAGUUCUAAAACUACUUUAUUUACAGUCUUAUAUACAGAGGGAGGCGGGUGGCACUGUGGGUUAAACCACAGAGCCUAGGACUUGCCGAUCAGAAGGUUGGCGGUUCGAAUCCCUGCGACGGGGUGAGCUCCCGUUGCUUGGUCCCAGCUCCUGCCCACCUAGCAGUUCGAAAGCACCCCUAAGUGCAAGUAGAUAAAUAGGUACCGCUUUAUAGCGGGAAGGUAAAUGGAGUUUCCGUGUGCAGCACUGGUGCUGGCUCACCAGAGCAGCUUAGUCAUGCUUACCACGUGACGCGGAAGUGUCUUCGGACGGCGCUGGCUCCCAGCCUCUUGAGCGAGAUGAGCGCACAACCCUAGAGUUGGUCACGACUGGCCCGUACGGGCAGUGGUACCUUUACCUUUACUUUUAUACAGAGGGAGGCGGGUGGCACUGUGAGUUAAACCACAGAGCCUAGGACUUGCCAAUCAGAAGGUCGGCGGUUCGAAUCCCUACGAUGGACCUGAGCUGCCAUUGCUCGGUCCCUGCUCCUGCCAACCUAGCAGUUCGAAAGCACGUCAAAGUGCAAGUAGAUAAAUAGGUACCCUUCCGGCGGGAAGGUAAAUGGCGUUUCCGUGCGCUGCUCUGGUUCGCCAGAAGCGGCUUAGUCAUGCUGGCCACAUGACCCGGAAACUGUACGCCGGCUCCCUCGGCCAAUAAAGCGAGAUGAGCGCCUCAACCCCAGAGACUGGACCUAACGGUCAGGGGUCCCUUAACCUUUUAUAUACAGAGACUCCAUCAGUACAUCUGUGCUCUCUGAACACCAGUACAGUGGUACCUCGGGUUAUGUACUUAAUUCGUUUCGGAGUUCCUUUCUUAACCUGAAACUGUUCUUAACCUGAAUCACCACUUUAGCUAAUGGGGCCUCCUGCUGCCGCCGCGCCACCGGAGAACGAUUUCUGUUCUUAUCCUGAAGCAAAGUUCUUAACCCGAGGAACUAUUACUGGGUUAGCGGAGUCUGUAACCUGAAGCGUCUGUAACCUGAAGUAUACGUAACCCGAGGUACCACUAUACAGAGCUGCAACACACACAGAAGUGAAACCAACUUCCAAUAGUACUCAGAAGGAAGAGAUAACACAGACUUCCUUUCUCACGCUCACUCAGACACUCACGUGAUGUAUAUAAUAAUAAUAAUAAUAAUAAUAAUAAUAAUAAUAAUAAAUUAUUUGUACCCCGCCCAUCUGGCUGGGUUUCCCCAGCCACUCUCGGCGGCUUCCACAAAGACCAAAAAUACACUAAGAUGUCACACAUUAAAAACUUCCCUGAACUGCCUUAAGAUGCCUUAAGAUGUCUUCUGAAUGUCAGGUAGUUGUUUAUCUCUUUGACAUCUGAUGGGAGGGCGUUCCACAGGGCGGGUGCCACUACCGAGAAGGCCCUCUGCCUGGUUCCCUGUAACUUGGCUUCUCACAAUGAGGGAACCACCAGAAGGCCCAAAUCAUAGUACAAAUCAUACUACAAAUCAUAGUACCACUCGCUGGAGCAGCUCGGAUAGAUAAAAAUCCUAACAGUUGGCAGGGGCUGAUGGGAGCUCAAUGCCAACAAUAAUAUCUGCAGGACCAUCCGUGUUCCUCGCCCCAGAAUUUGGGGUUUGGCCCCAGCAUGUCUGCAUUGGCAACCCUCCCUGCUAGAACUAUCAGCCCUGGAAAAGCUUAGGCCAGGCUUCCUCAGCCUCGGCCCUCCAGAUAUUUUGAGACUACAAUUCCCGUCAUCCCUGACCACUGGUCCUGCUAGCUAGGGAUCAUGGGAGUUGUAGGCCCAAAACAUCUGGAGGGCCGAGGUUGAGGAAGCCUGGUUUAGGCAGAUCAGAGGUUGAGAAAUGGCGCCGUGUGAUUGCCCUGAGUAGCGGGAACAGUCCUAGCUAAGGCCUGUGUGUGUUUUGUCUUUCUGAAACCAGGAUUACCCCAUUCGCACUGUGGAAGACAGGCACAAGCUGGCUGCACAGGGCAAAUUUGUCACAACUGAAUUUGAGCCGUGCUUUGACGCUGCAGAUUUCAUACGAGCCGGAAGAGACAUCUUUGUGCAAAGAAGUCAGGUGAGCAGAUCGGUUCCUUUUUUUGCAGUAUAAUUUUUUAUUAAUUUUUUCAAACAUCUGCACCAUAAUCUUCUUAUCAAAUAGUUACAUUGUUUCAUAAAUUGACUUCCCACUCUCAUUUCUGCAGUCUUUUUACUCAGACCGUCUCUACUGCAUUAUAUCUUGUAUCUAUUACAAAAGUUUCUCUGGUGCAAUUAUUUUAUCAUUUUUUUCUUCCUCUGCUUUUAGCUAGAAUCCAGACUUCAAUUUCAUUUGGCUAUAGUGUUUUUAAAAAUAGUCCAUUCUUCUAUGAAAAGUUCACCAUUUUGAUCUCUUAAUUUCACUGUCAGCUUUGCCAUUCCUGCGUAGUCCAACAACAAAAUUACAUCCAUUAUUCGUUUUUUAGUUAGAUUUAUUUGUUGGUUAGUACCAACUUUUGUGCCGACUUUGAAAAGCCUGCUGAAAACUUUUCUAUUCCGCUACGCCUAUGCAGACAAUUAAGAAUACACCCCCCCAAUGCUCUAUUGAUGUUCAGUUUAAAUAUCUGCCUCUCUCUGUCCCUCCGUUGCGUCAAGUUGGCGGAGUUUUGCGCUUUGGGAAUACGUUGAUCGGAGUUAAUGCGGCGUGCGUUUGUUAGUGGCGGAGUUUAGAUGAGUGACUUAUGUCAUUCCCCCUUUAAAAAAGCUCAGCAACUCUGGUCAAUCCUCAAUGACAAUGGGUAGAUCAGGUAGAUCACUGCCAUUUUUUAAAAAUACUGGGAGUAGAUCGAAGUCUCUUGGGCGUUGGACAGGCCUGAUACAUGGCUUACUGUUGUUGCAGAUAUUUCUUCUGAAACAACUAAAAGUCUAAAUCUUGCUCUCAGGUUACUAACUACUUGGGUAUUGAGUGGAUGCGGAGACACCUUGCGCCAGAAUACAGAGUGCACACCAUCUCUUUCAAAGACCCCAAUCCCAUGCACAUCGAUGCCACAUUCAACAUCAUCGGACCGGGCCUCGUGCUUUCCAACCCAGACCGUCCAUGCAAUGAGGUAGGGGCUCUUCAGACAAACUGGGGGCAAGAAUAUAAGACCAGCCCUGUAGGAUCUGGCCAAAGACCCAUCUAUUAUUGCUAUUAGUAUUAUUAUUUAUUGAAUUUAUAUACUGCCCUAUACCCGGGGGUCUCAGGGUGGUUCACAGAACGAAAUCAAAAUAUAAAACCACAAAAUGGGUAAUCAAAAUAAAAACAGCAACCCAAUAACGCCCCUGCCCAUUUUAAAAGGGCAUAGGAUGUCAAUCAAAUCAACCAAAGUCCUGGAUAAAAAGGAAUGUUUUUGCCUGGUGUCUAAUGAAGGUGCCAGGUGAACUUCCCUGAGGAGAGCAUUCACAGAUGGGGAGCCACUGCGGAGAAGGCCCUGUUCUCGUGUUGCCACCCUCUGGACCUCUUAAGGAGGAGGCACACGGAGGGUCUCAGAAGAUGAUCUCAGGGUCCGGGUAGGUUCGUAUGGGAAGAGGCAGUCCUUGAGGUAUUGCGGUCCUGAGCCGUUUAAGGCUUUAUAGUUCAAAACCAGCACUUUGAAUUGGGACCGGACACUAAUUGGUAGCCAGUGCAGUUGGACCAGGAUCGGUGUAAUGUGCUCAAACCAUCUUGCUCUGGUGAGAAACCUGGCUGCUGAAUUCUGCACCAGCUAAAGUUUCCGAACAAUCUUCAGAGGCAGCCCUACGUAUAUUGUACGGCAGUAAUCUAGUCCAGUAUCCUGUUUUCACAGGGGUCAACCCAUGGGAAAGCAGGACCCCCAAGCACAAGAGCGCCCCCCCUCUGCAGCUUCCAGCAACUGGUAGUCAGAAGCAUCACAGCCUCUGACCAUGGAGGCAGAACAUAGCCUUUGUGGAUAGUAUCCCUUGAUAGCUUUCUCCUCCAUGAAUUUGUCUAACCCUCUCUUGAAGCCAUCCCAAGUUGGUAACCAUCACUGCUUCUUGUGGAAGCAAUUUCUGGUGUAUUUCUAGGCCUCUUCCCUGUGGCACUAGCUGAUUAUGUGCAGGGAGUUUGAUGCAGGAGAAUAUUCAAACAUCCUGUUCACACACCUCCAUUCUUAAAGUGGUAGAGUCCUGCCAGGAGAACGGAAGAGCCCUGUUGAAUCAGACACAAUGGCCAGUCUAGGCCCACAGGUGCUUUCGGGAAGCUUGUAAGCCGAGACUUUUCUGAACCCUUUGAACAAGUCGCUAGGUGUCUCGUCAGCAAUUGUUAACUAAGCCAAACAUUAUUUAAGCCCUUGUUUUUGCAGCUGACCUUGGGCAAUUGCGUUCAAAGGUUGUGGUUCCUUUUUACAGCUCUUAAAUUUGUGUGGGCUCUCCCUUGGACUCUUGAUCUGUUUUUGCUCCAGCUAACAAAAGGACUGUACAGUGGUACCUCAGGUUACAGACGCUUCAGGUUACAUACACUUCAGGUUACAGACUCCGCUAACCCAGAAACAGUACCUCGAGUUAAGAACUUUGCUUCAGGAUGAGAACAGAAAUCGCACAGUGGCGGCGCGGUGGCAGCGGGAGGCCCCAUUAGCUAAAGUGGUGCUUCAGGUUAAGAACAGUUUCAGGUUAAGAACGGACCUCUGGAACGAAUUGAGAUCUUAACCCGAGGUACCACUGUAGUGAGGGAAGCAGGUGGCACUGUGGGUUAAACCACAGAGUCUAGGACUUGCCAACCAGAAGGUCAGCGGUUUGAAUCCUUGCGAUGGAGUGAGCUCCCGUUGCUCGGUCCCUGCUCCUGCCAACCAAGCAGUUCGAAAGCACAUCAAAGUGCAAGUAGAUAAAUAGGUACCACUCCGGCGGAAAGGUAAAUGGCGUUUCCAUGCGCUGCGAGAUGAGCGCCGCUACCCCAGAGUUGGUCACUACUGGACCUAAUGGACAGGGGUCCCUUUACCUUUACCACUGCAGUAGAUUGCUUCAUUUAGCAGAACUAUUGCUCUGUUUGUUACCCUGCAGUUUCCUUGGGCAGAAAGAUGCAUGUAGCCAGUGCCAGAUUUACGUAUAAGCUAAACAAGCUAUAGCUUAGGGCCCCACUCUCUUGAGCCCCCCCCCCCAAAAUAAAGGAAAAUAAAACUGGAUAUACAUUUCCAAAAUAAAAGAUAAAAAACAAAUAAAAUAAAACCUACAUACAGCAACAGUGUUUUGUGUUGUGUAGGCUCCUAUGAUGUAAGUAAUGGGCCCCGGCUGCUAGCCUGCUCCCUAAAAUAUCACUGGUUUGCUAUUAUUAUUUCAUGUUAUAGCAAGUUUCUAGAGACUAGAUUAUGAGUCUUUGUAAACUGUUUUUCUAAAGGAAAUUCUGUUAUUGCCAAAUGCCAGUGUGUUUGCAUUAUUAAGUUUGUUAUGAAUAAAAAAUCAUUUUAAUUUAGAGCUUAAUAAUUAUUUCACUAUUAAUAUACUUCUUAAUUGUAUUUCACUAUCAAUAUACUUCUUAAUUGUAUUUCAGUUCAACAAUUGCUUUGAUAAAAUACAUAUUUUGUUAUAUGCAAAUGGCUUUAGAUACUUAUUAGGUCCAUAAAUUACCAUGUAGCAUAUAUUCAACACAAAAAACAGGGACUAUUUGUUGUUGACAAAGGACAGCUGGACAUAUAAAGGGACCCAUUCCCUUCAGUAGCUUAGGGCCUCAUCAAACCUAAAUCUGGCCCUGCAUGUAGCAUAUGGGGAAUACGUUUAUCUACAUGAGAGGAAUGGCCUACAAAAGCUGGCAUGAGUGCUAGAGGGGAAGAAAUUAGUGUGUGCUCCCUUUUAAAAUAUCUUGUCCGGUGGGGGUGCUAGAAUCAUCUGACGGGCCUCUGUGGGAAGGAGAAUAGUGGGCAAGAUGGACUUUGGGUCUGAUCCAGGAUAGCUCUUGAUCUUCCUUUGCGGUGGGUGGCCAAAGGAGGAUGUGGAGUGUUUUCUAGGGUGCUAUCUGCACUAUAAUUUAAAUCAGUACAAUACCGCUUUAAACAGUCAUGGCUUCUGUGGCAACCUUCCUUAGUAAAGAUGGGAGUAAGAUAACAUGACCGGAUUUUGGGGUGGUUUUAAAAUUUAGACUCUCCCUGUCUAAAUUUUUAGAGGUCUGCAUGUCUAGGCCUGCACUGAUUGCGUGUCAGUUGAGAAGUACAAAGUACAAUGUCAUUGCAUGUGAAAUAUAAUAUAUUGAAACUGGAUCCCAUCAGACUGCAAACAUUUUAGGAAUAUUUGAGCAAUUGGAAAAUAUUAGACACCAGUGUCAGCACAAUACAUUUAGCUCCAGACUGAGAUUGCAUUCACAUGGCAAUCUAUUCCAUUUUCAUAAAAUGUUUCCCUAACUGAUAAUUUCCACAUUAUUUUUCAGCUUUCACACAAUUUAAAAGCCACAUCUGGAGCUAUUGUGCUAUAUAGUAGCACUCGCUUCCAUAUUAUUUGCAAAUGGAUUCUUUUCUGGAAGCAAAUAACAUGGACUUGGCUGCUAAACUUGAACUAUAUUUCACUAUAGUUACAGAAGAGGCUUUUAUGAUGUGUGAAAGCUCAGAUAUAAUGUGGAACUUAGGGGAAAGAUUGAAAAUGGAAUGAAGUGCCAUAAAAAAAGGAUGCUCGAUGUCUUUCUUUAUGCAAGUAGAGAGCCCUCUUGUGGUGAAGACUAAGCAAUGCAACUUCUGCAAACUAUACUACAUUUUCCUAUAAAGACCUUGGGGCCAAACUAGAUUUGAUGCAGAAUGCAUAUUUUCAUUUUAGCAUGCAUGCAUUUUAACAUGCAAAUGCCAAGAGUAGCAAUGGCGAUCAUAAUAAGGAUUGUAGGAGGCAAGGUCACGGGUUUGAUCCCUGUAUGGGUGCACAUUCCUGAAUUGUAACGGGUUGGACUACUAGAUUAUCAAUGGAGUCCCUUCCAACUCUAUUAUUCUUAACCCUUUCCUCUCCUUCUGUGAUCCCGCAAGACACACCCUCUUCUGUGGGUGCUUGUUUGCAUUGGGAAUAAAUCCCACAAUGGCUUAAAAAAAUCUCUUCAAAAUUGAAUCUCUUCAAUUUGAAUCUCUAUCUCUUUUAGAUCGAUCUCUUCAAGAACGCAGGCUGGACGGUGGUUCACCCUCCAUUGCCCCUGAUCCCUGAUGGUAUGUUUAGCUUAUUCCCAAUUUUGAAGACGAGUUUUGCAAAGCAGAAGUCCCAGACUUCACCCACCCAAUGGGAGUGCUAAAUAUGAUUUCCUGUUUCUAUUUGCAUCCAGACCACCCGCUGUGGAUGUCCUCUAAAUGGCUCUCUAUGAAUGUCCUCAUGCUGGAUGAAAAACGUGUGAUGGUGGAUGCCAACGAAACUCCAAUCCACAAGCUGUUUGAAAGUCUCGGUGGGUCAAAAUGUUUAGGGAUGCGUAUAGUUGUCAGGAGAGGUUAUAUUUAUUAGAUAUUAUCCUUCCUUCCUUCCUCACGCUUGUGAGUUCAGCAGAAUGCAUCCCUUUGCAGCUUAAAAGGGAAGCUUAGAUAGGUUAGUUUUAGCCUUUUAAUUUAAGUAAUCCAGGAUGCUUUAAGGAGGAAUGGAUUCUCCUGGUAUUUCCUAUGUUCUCCCCCCUGAAAACAAUAAUCACUUAUUAUUAUUUUUUUUUAAAAAAGUAAAACAGUCUUGUAAAAAGUAAAAAAUGACAUUUACUCAUUCAGUAUUCCCCAUUGAAGAACAGCAGAGUUAACAGCAGCUUUGUUCAGGCAGGCUUAAAAUGGUAAUCCAGUUACAAAUACAUACUUUAGUCUAGUUCAAAAUGGAGUCGGUGUGGCUCAGACUCAGCAUAUGUUAUACAUUGCUGGGAUGAGGCGAAAGAGCAAAGAGAAUGUGCCCAGCUGGGUGAGGAGAUUAUAUGUGGCUACACUUUCCCACCUUCAGGGCACACUGGGAGUGGCUCUCAAGAGUUCUGUCUAGCAAACUUACAGGAAAACUAUGAGCUUCAGCUCCUAUCAUGUGCCUGUCUAGCAAACAUGCACUGUUGGUUUGAUUGCAUUGUAAAUAUCCCAUGCAAUGUAGUGUGUAAAGGUAAAGGUAAAGGGACCCCUGGCCAUUAGGUCCAGUUGUGUCCGACUCUGGGGUUGCGGCGCUCAUCUCACUUUAUUGGCUGAGGGAGCCAGCGUACAGCUUCCGAGUCAUGUGGCCAGCAUGACUAAGCCGCUUCUGGCAAACCAGAGCAGUGCACAGAAACACCGUUUACCUUCCCGCUGGAGCGGUACCUAUUUAUCUACUUGCACUUUGACGUGCUUUCGAACUGCUAGGUGGGCAGGAGCUGGGACCGAGCAACGGGAGCUCACCCCGUCGCAGGGAUUCGAACCGCCGACCUUCUGGUCGGCAAGUCCUAGGCUCUGUGGUUUAACCCACAGCGCCACCCGCCUCCCUAAUGUAGUGUGUAAGUGAAGCUUAAAGGAGCAGCUAAUUGGCAGGGCUGCAGUGGCAUGAUGGAGAAGGUGACGGAUAUGGCUCUGCCCCAGGGCCUCUCUAGGCCAGAAACAGGAAAACCUGUGACUCCUCUAUGCAGGUCCUACCAUCCUUGGUCAUGCUGGUUGGAGCUUAUGGGAGUUGGAGUCCAACCGUCAGGCCACAAAUUUUCCCAUCCCUACUCUCUGGCAACUCUUAAGGCAGGUGUGGGGGACUUUUGACCCUCCAGAUGUUGCUAAACUUCAAAACCCAUCACCCCUGGGCUAUGCCAGCUGGGGAAGAUGCAGAGAUAUGAAGAACCAGAGUUCAGCCUGGAAAAAUAAGAAAUUUGAGAGAACUGAAAUUGUCUGAGCCAUUUGGGGGUAGCUUGGCCAAAAUGGCCUUGCAGGAGGAUCCCCACUGUUGGGAGAGGGGGUUCAAGCCCAAAUCUCCUUAAAAUAUGCCCCAAACACUCUAUGACACAUGCUGUGUUGUAAAGAUAAAAAAAGGUAAAGGACCCCUGGAUGGUUAAGUCCAGUCAAAGGCGACUAUGGGGUUGCGGCGCUCAUCUCGCUUUCAGGCCGAGGGAGCUGGUGUUUGUCCAGACAGCUUUCCGGGUCAUGCCUUCUCCUAAGGUAAUGCCUACUUUUGACAAUAAUGAGUUAAUUCCUCGCUCUGGGCAUUCGUAGCCUGACAGCGCUGUGACACACAUUAUUUUUUUAAUGAAAUUUUUACCCCACCUUCCUCCCAAUCUCAUUUUGCUGCAUUCACUGGGGGAUAUCCAACACUAGUCAUAAUAAUUAGUUCAUAAGCUAUUGAAUUCAGUGGGUCUGGGUAAAAAAGGUAAAGGACCCCUGGUCUUUUACGUCCAUUCAAAGGCGACUAUGGGGUUGCGUCUCUCAUCUCGCUUGGCGAGGGAGCCGACGUUUGUCCACAGACAGUUUUCCGGGUCAUGUGGGCAGCAGUACUAAACCACUGCUGGCACAACAGGACACCAUGACAGAAGCCAGAGCGCACAGAAAGACUAUUUACCUUCCUGCAGGAGUGGUACCUAUUUAUCUACUUGCACUCUGACGUGCUUUCGAACUGCUAGGUUGGCAGGAGCUGGGACAGAGCAACGGGAGCUCACCCCGUGGCAGGGAUUCGAACCGCCGACCUUCUGAUCGGCAAGUCCUAGGCUCUGUGGUUUAACCCACAGCGCCAUCCGUGUCCCCUGACUGUGUUGUAGAUGAAGGAGGAGCUGGCCAUGGUACCAGACAUGUUUGCACAGCUCCUCAUAACCCUGUGUGUAAAUCUGAGUCAACCUUCACCAAAGGGUCUUGCUUCGCUUCCUUUUCCUCUGCAGGCAUUUCGACAGUCAAAGUGAACAUCCGCCACGCCAAUUCCUUGGGAGGAGGCUUCCACUGCUGGACCUGCGACAUCCGCCGUCGUGGUACCCUGAAGUCUUACUUUGAUUAGGCAGGGUGCAGCUUUGUGAAGCUGCACGCGGUUAAGUUUGCAUGAGCUAGGCGUAGGCAAAUGAAGAAGAGGAGAUCGGUUUCACCUUUCUGCUUAAAAAGGGUGCGAGUGCAUGGACUGCAAUACUUGGGACAGUGCCCACCUCCCCACCCACCCCAACGGAGGUAACAUGAACAAUGUGCCCUAAGAGCCUAUUCACACAUUACACAGAGGCAAGCCCAAAAUGUGCCUGUAUGUUCCGUGGUUUUUUGGCCCCCCCCCCCCCAUUCAUGCAUAUAUUUGUUCAGAAGCUCCACUGUGGUGGACAUGGCUCAUUUCCAGAUGCACAGGAUUGCAGCCUUAAAUCACUAAAUCCACGUAUCUUUUUUAAAAAUUCCCUUUUUAGAAGAUGCCUACAUUUUCAAAGGGCUCCUGCUCCUCUUGGUUUGAUCCAGACUGUUAGUUGCUAUUGGGUCCCAACUGAAAUCAGUAGAACACUCUGUUGGUUAGAGCAUGGCGCUGAUAUUGCCAAGGUUGCAGUUUCAGUCCUUCAGGGUCCCUUCCAUUUCUACAAUUCUAUGGAAGUGACCUGUUGCUGACCUUAUUUCCAUAGGACCUCAGUGCCUCUGGCAUACUCUGAAUCUACAAAGCGCUGCUGAAACUUUUGUUACGUGAAUACAAUACUGGUAACGACACACACGAUGUAACAGACUGUAUGUAACUGUGUAACUUCUAUUUCAAAAAACAAUUCAACAUAUCAUAUCACAAUAUGAAAUUCCAUAGACCAACUUAUCAUAUGAGCAGAACAUAUUCUGAGAGAUUAAAGUCCAGCGGAUUGAUCAGGAGAUACAGUCUAUUCAGUUCUUAUGUUCAGUUCUUAUGUUAGGAACAUAAGAUCCUGAUUCGACCUGACUGGAAGAGUCUGCGACCAGGAGGAGGAAUACCAGGAAGAAUGGAUGGACUAUUUCACUAAAUAUGUUAAGAUAACCUAAUUGGAAAAGCUUGCAAAUAUUAGAUAGGCUUAGGAUUCAAAUAUGUAAGGAUAGGAAUUAAGAUGUUUAAAGCUAAAUUAGAAAGAAUGAAAGAUGUUAAGUGAUUAAGUUAAUUUUUUGAGAAAAUUGAUUUUGGAAACCUGUUAAAAUGAUAUACACUGAAAUUCAACCAGGGGGAUUUGAGGAAGUCACUUAACAAUGUUAUCAAGAUAAGUUUAAUUACGGUUGGGAUUUAUGUUAGUUUGUUUUAAAUUUUGUUGGAAAAUAAAAAAAAAUGGGGGGGGGGAAGAUCCUGAUUAAUCCGCUGGACUUUAAUCUCUCAGAACAUGUUCCGCUCAUAUGAUAAGUUGGUCUGUGGAAUUACAUACUGUGAUAUGAUCUGUUGAAUUGUUUUUUGAAAUAGAAGUUACACAGUUACAUACAGCCUGUUAUGCCGUGUGUGUCGUUACUCUGAAUCUAACCUUUCCUGUAUAGGUUCUGUAGCCUUUAAAACAACUUGGGUGCGCCCUCAAACGCUGUAAUGUGUGAAGUGGUCCUUAGCUCGUCUAGGCCAAAGUUGCAACUCCUCAUCAGCAGUACAGGUCUUCUGGCUGGCUUUUUGAAAGACUCCACCUCCCCGCGAAGUCCCUUCUUACCUUCACUUCCAGGAUGCACAAACUUCAACAGUACUUUUCAGCCUCAUAGAGGUCAACUGGUUGAAUACCGCUCUACAUCUACCUCUUUUCAAAAAGGCAGCUAGAAAGGUUAGACCUGAGUUUUAACAGAAAUCUUUCCAGUAUCUUUUCUAGUUUGAGUGUGUUUGUGGAUACACAUCACACUUCAUAAAAUUUAAGGCAAAAUAUUUAAAUACACAGAUCUUAUAUGGACCUUGGUUUUUACUGAUUUUGUAUAAGCUAUUUAGGUUAGUUUGACUUGUGUUGUUGUUGUUGUUGUUUCGAAAAGGUUAAGCCCCACGCCGAUGUGGCUGUAACUGAAUUUAUUAAUCAUGGAGGAAUCAUAUGCUCCCCUCUGUGGACCCUCUUGACACCCAUUCAUUGGAGUAGGGGAGCUAUGUGCUUGCAAUCCAUCACAAAGUCUGGGGAUCCUCGUGAAUUGAAUUUGGUCUGCAUUUUUAAGCAAACAUGCCUGAUUUGAGGGUUCCUGGUUUGCUACACAGACUGGCCCAGUGCUAUCCUCCCUUCUCUGUUCUUUGCGAUACGCUUCUGGAAGCAGUGGCCCGCUUCACACAUACACCAAACUAUGACAUUCAUGUCUGCUGAUGUACGCUGUCAGAACUGUGCCUAACUCACUCUCCCUUUCCUGUGCCGACAGGAAGCAGACCAUUGUGCCUACGGCUUAUGGUUCGGUGCAAAAUUGAUCCUCGAAGUCUGUUUCUUUCCAAACAAACCACAAGAGGGAGAGCUUUUUCCCAGCAGCAUAUACCAGGAUUGUUGCUUGUUCACAGCACGCCAUAGCUUGAGUUUCUUCGAUGGGUGAAUGCAAAACCAAGUGUGUACCUUGUCAUGAAAUGCACACCAAAAGAAUAUGCGGGAAACUGUGUGAUAUAAAGUUAUACAGUAUUUGCAAAAUUUGCCAGACCAGAAAAAGAUUGAUCUCGCCAUCCUUAAAGUUGGCACAACCUUUGCCCUUUGGAAUGGGAGAUUCCUAAAGGUCCACCUUAGGAGGCCAGGCCUUCAUAUAGAACUCUGAACCUCAUGCUUUUCCUAGAUCACUCAGUUGUUAGAGCAUGGUGCUGAUAACACCCAAGGUUGCAGGUUUGAUCCCCUCAGCUGCAUAUUCCUGCAUUGCAGGGGGUUGGACUAGAUGAUACUCAGGGUCCCUUCCACCUCUACAAUUCUAUGAUUCUACUUAAUAUAAUAAAGAAUUUUGCACGAUGCAGAGAAAAUGGGUUGAUAAUCCCCCCGCUAGAACUUGGGGACUGAAUGUUGGGAAGAUUCAAGGCAGACAAAAUAAAAGCCCUCAAGAAUGAUGAUGAUAAUAAUAAUUUAUUAUUUAUACCCCGCCCAUCUGGCUGGGUUUCCCCAGCCACUCUGGGCAGCUUCCAGCAGAAUAUUAAAAUACAAUGAUUCAUCAAAUAUUAAAAGCAGCCCUAACAGGGCUGCCUUCAGAUGUCUUCUAAAAGUCGGAUAGUUGUUUAUUUCUUUGACAUCUGAUGGGAGGGCGUUCCACAGGGCAGUGAUGGCUAUCAACGUGGAUGGCUUUAAAAGAAUAGACAAAUAAACGAAUAAACAUAAAAGAAUAAACAAGUAAGGCUAUGUUUUACUUCUGCUGCUUCCGAAUGCCAGCUGUUGGAAACCACUGGAAGGGAGAGGGGUCUUGAGUUCAGGUCCUGCUUCCAGGUUCCCCUUAGGUCUCUAGUUGGCCACUGUUUUCAUGAGGUGGUGGUAAUGACAAGAAAUUCAUCCACAUAGCCCCUUAUUCCAGUGGAUGGGUCUGUAGGUGGGUCAGGAGAUAGGGCAUGGUCAGCUUCCUACACAAUCACAUCCACAUAGUGCUUUCUACAGCUCUAGACUUUCUAUCUAGUGCCCUGGUUUAGGAAGUAGUUCUUAUUUCAAUGUAUCUUCUCUCGAUGAACAUCACUUCUGGUUUGUUUGUUUUUAAAGUUCCCAUGUGUGCCAACACAUUUGAUUUUGUGAGCUUGUUUAGAUAAAGGAAAGGCUUUUUUAUUGUUGUUGUUAUUAUUGUUAAUAAUCCUUAGCAGAAAUGCCAAAUCGUGGGAAUUUUAAGGAUACCCACCAGUGCUGUAAAUUAAGUUUUCAAUACUGAUUUCCUCAAUAUGUAUUUUUAUGCCGAU